Molecule: messenger RNA, 1395 nt
Organism: Naumovozyma castellii
Lineage: Eukaryota; Fungi; Ascomycota; Saccharomycetes; Saccharomycetales; Saccharomycetaceae
Product: TDT family transporter
Exons: 1
Coding region: 1-1395 (464 amino acids)
Source: RefSeq, a predicted model, not a curated record
AUGUUGUCACUUUCCUUUGACCCACAUAGGGUCAUCAGACAUUUUGAACCCUAUCUAUUUGUCAUGGUUAUGGGGACAGGUAUUUCAGCAGAUAUACUAUAUUCGUUCCCAUAUCCUGCUCAAUGGUUGAAGAUUUGCUCAUACAUCAUGUUUGCUAUUGCAUCAUUGCUGUUUAUUUUCCUGCAAAUAUUUUGUAUAAUACAUCUGAUUUGGUAUAUCAAGAAGAAAUCUUUCAAAGAAUACUAUGAUUUUUAUUUCAGAAAUAUGUCGCAUAAUGUCUUUUGGGGAACUUAUCCCAUGGGCAUAAUCACAUUGUUGAAUUAUCUACAUAACCUAGCUGAAAAUGAACUGAGCCAUACAGCUCAUUCCAGAAGAAUAAUGAUAUUUGUGUAUGCAAUUUGGUGGUAUGAUCUCUUUAUCUCUCUUCUCAUUGCAUGGGGUAUUACGUUCUUAAUAUGGCAAAGCUACUAUUCCAAAAAUGAUAAUGAUAAUACCGAAGAUCUACUACUAACGACGGCUUCCACGAAUUUGAAAAGUGUUUUAAUCUUAGCUGUUGUACCCCUAGUUGUGGCUGCCUCAAGUGCCGGCUUAUUUACCAUGAAAGAUUUAUUUGCAAGAACAUUCAAUAGAAAUAUCCAACUGCUGACACUCGUGAUCACAGCUCUUCUGUGGCUUCAUGCCCUCAUAUUUGUUUUCAUCCUAAUAACCAUCUAUUUCUGGAGUUUAUAUGUUAAUAAAUUACCUGCAAUGUCUCAGGUAUUUACAUUAUUCUUAGUCCUGGGACCAUUGGGACAAGGCAGUUUUGGUAUCCUUUUAUUAACAGAUAAUAUAAAGGUCUAUGUGGAAAAAUAUUAUCCACAACCAACGGGACAGAAUUUGCAACAAGCUAUUCUACUGACUGCUAUCCCCUGGUCCUUCAAAAUUAUAGGGCUAUCAUUGGCAUUGGCUUUACAAUCCAUGGGAUACUUUUUCACUAUCAUAUGUUUCGUAUCAAUAUGUUCAUAUUGUACGACAGAGAUUCAAGAUGAUGAUACAGGUAAAAAAAGUAGAAUAUAUUCCUUCCAUAAGGGUUUCUGGGCAGUAACUUUCCCCAUGGGGACCAUGUCUCUUGGUAGUACUGAAAUUCACGUUCAAUACGAGCAAUUUGUCCCACUUUCUGCAUUCAGAGUCAUUGGUACGAUUUACGCUGCCGUGUGUAUCUUAUGGACCAUAUUAUGUCUCCUAGGGACGACAUAUCUGUAUAUUUGGCCUCCAAUACAAAGAUAUCGCCAUCGUAAGCUUCUAAAGGGAGACUGCGACAUUGAUUCAGAGUCAAUAUUACCAACAACUAACAAGAACGAAUUACCUAGUACAACCAAUUCGACUUCAAUGCAAACCAGGUUUGAGUCUCAUUAA